AUGAACUACACAUUUGUUUCAGAAACGGCUCUAUCGGACCCCAACACGCUGGUGUACCGCGGUGAGCUCGAGUACAGCCUGAGAGACUCGGAGCACCACAAUCCCAACUUCAGCAUCGAGAUCCGCCACAACCACAUUUUCCUGAUCAAUAACCCCCUGUCUGAUGGCAUCAUCUUGCUGAGCGGCAAGUACACCGGGUUCACGCACCGGCAUGUGACGCUCAAAGGUUACGGAGGCAAGUUUAAAGCCGAACGCAUUCCGUUCGGCAAACGAUGGGCGUUCACGGACGGGCUUGGCAAUUGGUACAAUUGGUACCACACGGCGCUGGAGGAUGACAUCAUGACAUUGAAGGAUCAUAAUAAGAGUGUCCUGGCGACGUUCCGCAGGCCGCUGCUCCAUCUGAAGACCGAGGGCCUGCUGAGUGUGUCACCCGACAUUUCUGACUGGAUGCUGGCCAUGGUGCUGGUAACUGCCAAGCUCGUGCUCCGCGGUCUUGUAAACAAACACCCGGCGCUUUUAUCAGCUAGCUCUCCUUAUGCAUAUAUUGUAUCAUUAUCUCAAGAAUUGUUCACCCUGAUGGAGCACAUCCACAAGGCCGAGAAGGCCCAUGCUAAGCUCAUUGCCGACCAGGCUGAGGCCCACCGUCUCUGCAACAAGGCUGCCCCUGAGCGCUGUGCCUAG
Molecule: messenger RNA, 681 nt
Organism: Linderina pennispora
Lineage: Eukaryota; Fungi; Kickxellomycota; Kickxellomycetes; Kickxellales; Kickxellaceae
Exons: 2
Coding region: 1-681 (226 amino acids)
Source: RefSeq, a predicted model, not a curated record